GAGGAGGAGGAGGAGAGGUCUCCACAUCUCCAGACGGUCCGACCGACACACCGAAUCCGACUUUACGCACGGGAGAGGCCGGCCCUGGUGGCGCGUACUCGUCUGCUAGAGCUUGAAAGUUGCACUGACAGUCCCACUUUGAUGGGCGACGCGCUAAAACAGACUCUUGGGAGAGCUGAAGGGAAACUUACCUCCGUCUCUUACUCCGGACAGUGUGCGGGCUCCUCGUUUAAUACACGAGACUAAAUCAGCGCGCAGCUGUAGGCUAUCGAAGGAAGCGCGCGCCUGCGUUCGGCUUUAUAAUUGCGGUUUUGUCUUCUUUCUUUCUUUUUUUUUCUUUUUUUCUUUUUUAGGCACAAAAGCAAAUAUGACCACCUGAAUUAGUGAAGUUGGACCUGAGCAGACAGACGCCGGCUCGUGCCACCCGGUCGUUUGAAUCAGGCGUCGUGUUCAGAGCGAUAAUUGGAAGACAGGCAGACAGACAGUGAGAAACAGACAGUGAACUGAGGGUCGGGGUGCACUUGGUUUGAGGCGUGCGUGGGAACGCGUGGCCCUCGCGUCCAGGUGUCCCGCCGGGCGGUGCGGAGUCUCCAGCUCGGGCCGGCAGCGCUGACAUGCUGCCCAAAGUCGAGACUGAAUCCCUGGGACUCGCUCGAUCGUAUGGAGAACAGGGGCGCAUGCCAAGGAAUAUGCAAGCACCCCAGAUAAAAAUGAUGGACUACUCUUAUGACGAAGACCUGGACGAGAUGUGUCCCGUUUGCGGAGACAAAGUUUCUGGAUAUCACUACGGACUCCUGACCUGCGAGAGCUGCAAGGGCUUCUUCAAGCGCACCGUCCAGAACAACAAGCGCUACACAUGUAUAGAGAACCAGAGCUGCCAGAUUGACAAGACCCAGAGGAAGCGCUGCCCGUACUGCCGCUUCCAAAAGUGCCUCACCGUUGGCAUGAAGCUAGAAGCUGUGCGGGCGGACCGCAUGCGUGGCGGUCGAAACAAGUUCGGCCCAAUGUACAAACGUGACCGCGCUCUCAAGCAGCAAAAGAAGGCAUUGAUCCGGGCUAACGGCCUGAAGAUCGAGGCCAUGACUCAGGUGAUGCAGGCCGUGCCCACCGACCUCACCAUCUCCUCGGCCAUCCAGAACAUCCACUCUGCUGCCUCCAAGGGCCUUCCACUGAGCCACCACACUGGCCACCACACUGGCCACCACCACCACCACCACCACCAUCAUCACGCCACUGCCCUGCCCCCCACAGACUACGACCGCAGCCCAUUUGUCACCUCGCCAGUCAGCAUGGCAAUGCCGCCGCAUGCCGGCAGCCUACAGGGCUACCAGGCAGCCUACGGACACUUCCAGGGCACACGCACCAUCAAGUCAGAGUACCCAGACCCGUACACCAGCUCGCCAGAGUCCAUCAUGGGCUACGCCUACGUAGAUGCCUACCAGUCAGGCUCUCCGCCCAGCUUCCCCCACCUGAUCGUAGAGCUGUUAAAGUGUGAGCCGGAUGAGCCGCAGGUUCAGGCCAAGAUCCUGGCGUACCUGCAGCAGGAGCAGGCCAGCCGUGGCAAGCACGAGAAGCUCAACACCUUCGGCCUCAUGUGCAAGAUGGCCGACCAGACGCUCUUCUCCAUCGUGGAGUGGGCACGCAGCAGCAUCUUCUUCCGUGAACUCAAGGUGGACGACCAGAUGAAGCUGCUGCAGAACUGCUGGAGUGAACUCCUCAUCCUCGACCACGUUUUCCGGCAGGUGGUGCACGCCAAGGAGGGCUCCAUCCUGUUGGUCACCGGGCAGCAGGUGGACUAUGCAGUGAUUGCUUCACAAGCGGGAGCCACCCUCAACAACCUGUUGAGCCACGCCCAGGAGCUGGUGGCCAAAUUGCGCUCCCUGCAGCUGGACCAACGGGAGUUUGUCUGCCUCAAGUUCCUGGUCCUCUUCAGCCUUGAUGUGAAGAACCUGGAGAACUUCCACCUCGUCGAGAGUGUCCAGGAGCAGGUCAACGCGGCGCUGCUGGACUACGUCAUGUGCAACUACCCGCAGCAAACGGACAAGUUCGGCCAGCUGCUCCUCCGGCUGCCAGAGAUCCGAGCCAUCAGCCUGCAGGCCGAAGAAUACCUGUACUACAAACACCUGAACGGCGACGUGCCCUGCAACAACCUGCUCAUCGAAAUGCUCCACGCCAAGAGGGCUUAGGGGAGGCCUGCGCAGACCCAUGAUGCGGCAGUGUGGCCACCCUGAGAGUUUUUGCUGCAGCACAAAAACUCCUAAAACUAAUGAACCUCCGGCUCAGACUUGACGGGCCGAUGACCUGAAGGAACUGAAAAGACCUCUUGUUUGUACUGAACUCAUGGCGAUAUUCAAGUAACACACAUGCACCGAGUAUGAUGAUGUGCAGGAAAAAGAACAGCAUAUGGAUUCCUUUGGUCUAAGAAACAAAAAAAGGGUGAAAACAGUGUCGGACAGAAGAGCCGCUUCUCAACCCCCACCGAAAGAGACGAUACGAAAAGGUGAAAAGGAACACUUGGAACAAACACUGCGUUUGCAUUCACACCGAGAGAUGGCAUCUGACCGUGUGCACGGGCACAGGCUAUCAAGACUGACAAGGCUGCAACUUAAAGGUUUGACAACCCGUGAGCGGUUCAGCACUGGUGACACAGCGAGAGGUUUUGUGCGGAGAAAGGACGCAGCACCACACCGUCUUCGUGUCCUCCCGCGUGCUCUCUGUGGUACUGUAAAGACAAACUGGACUCUUACCCACCAUCAUGCUUGUCGUUGUUUUCUUUUUCUUUUUUUGGCCACGGCAGCUUGACCUUACUGAAAGGGGAGAACUGAUGGUCAAGAAAAGAAGAAAAAAAAGGUCUCAAACCUGAACAUUUAAUGAACAAAAUGCUAACUAGGCCAAUAAAACGAAAAAAUACUGUAACGGAAGUCGUUUGUUAGUCAUGGUCACCUUGAUGUUCCCCCUUUCUUAUUCCACCUGCCCAAGUCAACUUAAACUAUGUACCUCAGACAGACCAGUGUUAAAUAAAUUCAGCUAAUAACUGAAGCAGUUGUAUUUAUAGCCCAUUUUUCCUGCGAAACCAGCCCCCACCCUCCCUUUUCAUUAUUUCAUUAAAACUGGAACAAAACAAAGUGAGAUUCUGGAGACGGAGAAGGAAUCGACCCAGCCUUUGUCCGGAAAGACCAAAGCCUGCUGCAGAACAGAAGAAGGAAAUUACAAAAACCUUAAUAAUCAGUAUUAUAAAAGAUGAAAAAAAAAAUGAAAAAAAAAAAUGAAAAAAAGAUUUGUGAUGUCACAGUUAUGUGAGUCUUGCCUUACUUCAUUACCAUGCUAGCUAACUGUGCAGAUGUGAAUGAAAACAUGUACAAAUAUAUAUAUAAAGUAAUAAUGUUGUAAAAAAUUAAAAAAAAAACCAAUUCAACAGGUGUUUACAUUCAUGUGGUAAUAUGGGAGAGAACUGUGAUGAAGCAUAACUUGCAAAGUAACGAUUUCCUAAAAACACGAAAUCAACUAAAUGAAGAAAAAAAAAGAUCCCUCUGGUUUGCUUUCUUUGAUGUGUGUACAGUGUUUUAUUAUUAUUAUUAUUAUUUUUAUUUGUUUUGAGCAGUACUUAAAUUAUGUCGUGAGACACUAAAAUCAAAAAGGAAUCACUUAAAAUAUAAAUUUCUAUCUGUGUCUGCUGGCAUUCAAACAUCUGUUUCCUAAACAUUGCCGUGUACGCUUUCCAUUUCACGUUCAACGCUUUUGUAACCGCUUUUUUUUUUUUUUUUACAGUGCUUUUACCUUUUUGAUGUACAGUAUGUCACUGGUCACGCUUAUAAAUGAAGAUAAUUUAUUGCGUCUCUGGGUUCCCAUCUUCGUGUUACAUGACGUGAGGUGUCCGCGCCAGAAUAAAUUUGUUUACUGUA
Molecule: messenger RNA, 3902 nt
Organism: Scophthalmus maximus (turbot)
Lineage: Eukaryota; Metazoa; Chordata; Actinopteri; Pleuronectiformes; Scophthalmidae
Gene: nr5a2
Product: nuclear receptor subfamily 5, group A, member 2
Exons: 7
Coding region: 615-2186 (523 amino acids)
Biological process (GO): regulation of transcription by RNA polymerase II; hormone-mediated signaling pathway; tissue development
Cellular component (GO): RNA polymerase II transcription regulator complex
Molecular function (GO): RNA polymerase II cis-regulatory region sequence-specific DNA binding; zinc ion binding; nuclear receptor activity
Source: RefSeq, a predicted model, not a curated record